AUGUACCAGGAGGUGGCCUUCCUGGCAGGCAGCACUGAGCACCAGUUCACCACCUUCCACUUCAACCGAGUAGAGAACCCACAAGAGGUCACCUCCAAGAAGGGUGUGUUCUACAAGCGAGCCCAGCUCCUGCUCCACCCUCAGCCCCGCCAACAGGAUGGAGACGAGAUCGGCCUGGCUGACGGGGCAGCCAUUAUCAAUGUGGGGGGCAUCAAGUACCGCAUCCCCUGGUCAACGCUGGAGGAGUUUCCCUUAUCGAGGCUUGGAAAGCUGCGCAGCUGCAGCAAUGAGGCCGAGAUCAUGGACGUGUGUGAUGACUACGACGGCAGCCGCAACGAGUAUUUCUUUGACCGAAGCCCGUUGGCUUUCCGCACCAUUGUCACUUUCUUGGCGGCAGGUAAACUGCGGCUUCUGAGGGAGAUGUGCGCCAUGUCCUUCCAGGAGGAGCUGCUUUACUGGGGGGUGGAGGAGAACAACCUGGACUGGUGCUGCCUCAGGAAGCUGCGUCUCAGGCAGGAGGAGUACAAGGAGCAGCAGAGGCUGGACGAAGAGGAGGCCGAGCUCACGUCGCCGCAGUCCUGCGAAGAGAGCCAGCAGACUCCUGGAGUGGCAGCACUGGAAGAGACUCGUGUGGGGGGCUGCAUGCGGAGACUGAGGGACAUGGUGGAGAACCCCCACUCCGGCCUACCAGGGAAGAUCUUCGCGUGUCUGUCAGUGAUAUUUGUAGCCAUCACUGCUGUGACGCUGUGUGUCAGCACCAUGCCUGACCUCAGGGAGGAGGAGGAGAGGGGUGAGUGCUCCCAGAGGUGCUAUAACAUCUUUGUGCUGGAGACGGUGUGCGUCGCCUGGUUCUCCCUCGAGUUCCUGCUGCGAUUCAUUCAGACGCAGAGCAAGUGUAUGUUCCUGCGAACGCCUCUGAACGUCAUCGACGUGGUGGCCAUCCUCCCCUACUACAUCACCCUCAUCGUGGACUCUCUGUCGGUGGGAGGGAAACCUGUGGGAUCAGGGAACAACUACCUGGAGAAGGUGGGGUUAGUCCUCAGAGUCCUGCGAGCUCUAAGGAUCUUUUACGUGAUGAGGUUGGCCCGGCACUCCUUAGGCUUGCAGACGCUUGGUCUGACGGUGAGGAGGUGUACACGUGAGUUCGGCCUGUUGCUGCUGUUCCUGUGCGUGGCCAUGGCUCUUUUCUCCCCACUAGUGUUCCUAGCUGAGAGCGAAAUGGGCGCCAAGCAGGAGUUCACCAGCAUCCCCGGGAGCUACUGGUGGGCAGUCAUCUCCAUGACCACGGUGGGCUACGGAGACAUGGUGCCCAGGAGCAUCCCUGGCCAGGUGGUGGCGCUCAGCAGCAUCCUGAGCGGCAUCCUCCUCAUGGCCUUCCCCGUAACGUCCAUCUUUCACACCUUCUCUCGCUCCUACGUGGAGCUGAAGGAGGAGCAGAACCGGGCGCUGAGGCAGAAGCCGGACUCGCAGGACAGCACCAAGUCCCAGAACAGCGAGGACUCUCAGGAGACGGACAGCUACCACGGCAUCACGGACGCCACAGCCUCAGCGUUGCAGCGGAGGAAGUCCUUGGCUGCUCAGAGGGCUGCUGAGAUUAGAGCGGCCAUGCAAACUUAGCUGCUCCGACUGUCUAUCAGUGUUCAAGUGGCAGCCUGGGAGGCCGUGACACCCAGCGCUGGGACUGAAAAGAUGACAGGACUGGGAACAGGGAGGAGAUUUUCUUCUCUGGAGUUUGAGGUCUCAGCUUUGAUCAUGUGAAGUGCUUGAGCACCAAAGUGUGUCUGUGUUUCCUAAGUUUUCCAGAGGAGCUGCAGAUUUGACUUUAAAAGAUGGCUAACAGUACAAUAUUCACGAUUUAACAACUCAAGUCAAAUGAGAUUGAAAAACUGACAAAGACAGCACUGUCACUGACUGCGAUUCAGACUUGAGGUAAGUCUGUACAAAAGGGAACCUAACACCAAACCAUGACACGUUGUUAUUCAGACCUCAGACUAAUAAUUCAUGUUCCUUGUGUAGCUGCAUUUGAGAGGAUUAUGUCGAAUAAAGGUGAGAUGUCAGACAUGCAGGUUAUUAUUGAUGUGAAAUAUCAUCUCCAUUCACUCUGUAUUGUAUUUGGGCAAACCAAAUAACUUAUUGUAGGUGGGUUAUAUAAGUGUCAUACAUGUACACAAUGAUGUCAUCAUAUUUAUUUGCAAUAAAGCAGAGCUAAUUAAUCUCCAAUGUAAUAACACAAAACUGAUGAAUCUGUCAAAGGGCUAUACAGUGUGUUGGGAAGCGUUAAGAGGGUUGAUACCACUCUCAUCUGUCUCUAAUAGCUCCUGUGCUGAUGCUUCAGAAGAAUAGUUUGACAUUUUCUUUGCCCUUUUGCUUAGAGUUAAAUGAGAGGAUUGCUACCACUCUCAUAUCUGUGUGCUAAAAAGUACGCUACAGCCAAGGAUAUCUUAGCUUAGCACAAAGUCUCCACUGGUUGCCUGGCAACCGCAGAGUAAGGUCAGGAUUUCAGCACAAAUUUGUCGUUUUUUACGCUUCAGUUUUUGUACAGAUUAAAAAAACUUGAUAUAACAUGGCUUUACAUGUGCUGGUAGUCUGGUCUCUUUUAGCUUUGGAGUGAGCCAAGCUAGCUGUUUUUGCUUUAUUCAAAGCUAGGCUAACCAUCUUAGCUUUAUUUACUGUAAAGAUUUGAGAGUGGCAUCAAUCUUCUUGUGUAAUUCUUGGCAAGAAAGCAAAUAAUUGUAUUUCUCAAAUUGUCGAAUUAUAACACAUGACGUGAUAACCGAUCAUGUACAACUAGAACUGUGUGAAGAUAACCAUUUCAGAAUUUAGAAUUGGUUUUCUAUGUGAACAUCCUUUCCUGGCCUGGGGACUGGUAGUUAGAAACUCAAGGACCACUUACUGGCUUUCUUCAGAGCUUGUAACCACAUCUCUUAAACAGCUAACAGAGUUUACUCAGUUGUAAUGGAUUGGGCUCAGCAUGUGACAUAAAUAAAGACACUUAAGAUGAAGAAGAAAACUAAUAAGGUGUAUGUGACAUGACAAUUGUGGGGAACUCCAGGGUUUGGUUGUUGCCUUGCAAAAAAUACAAUGCUAGUCUGUUUGUCCAACUGCCAAAACUGUUAUGAAAUCUGGUCCAGCUGUUUAUUUGCUGGGCUAUUCAGCAUCCAUGGAAGAUGAAUCGUAGGGAUUUUGGUGCCCCCUUACACAAUGUGUCACUGUAGUAAACUGCAAGUUUGCAUUUUCUUCAUUUUUGGAUAUGAUAUUGUGAUUACUUACUAUCUUUGAUGAUGAUGAAUGGGCACAGGUGGCGUUAUCAGUGUGACAAAUUGAGAUUACAGUAUAUUGGUGGCUGAAAAAAAAAUCUUUAAUCUACAUUAAACAAGUCAGAGAAGCACUCGCCAAAAGGUUCAUUCUUGUCAAAAGAGGCUGACCACCACCCUCGGGCUGUGAAGACGAGAGACCUGAGAUGUUUAAGUCUAACCCCAUUUCAGGAGUUGCAAAUACCUUUCACAGUCUUACAUGAUUUCCUCAUAUAAUUGCAAAUACAGAACUUCAUUUUCUUUGGCUUAAGGGCCUUGUACUUUGAAGUGACACAUUAAAAAACCAUUUCCGCAAAUUGUUGUCAAGUUGGAACCAAUCAAUGCAGUGUAAGUGCUUGAGAGUGCAAAUUAGGUUGAGAUAUUUUUAAUAUGCCACACAGAUUGGAAGGAUCUGUUUAGUCUGCCAACUCUGAAUCGCAGUCACUGUAUUAACUGAAUCAUUAAAAAGCAUGAAAAUAUCACACUGAACACUCUUAAAACUAUUAUAUCUACAAUAUAUGAAAUUAUUGUUUUGAUGAGGAGCGGAUGUUGCAAUGGGACAUCAUUUGAAUAGAAACCCAAUUUAAAUGGAUUUGUGCUUUGCCUCAUGAAUCAAUAGCCUGAGGAACAGCUUCUUUUGAAAAAUGUAAUAAAGA
Seriola dumerili (greater amberjack) is the source of this 3949-nucleotide messenger RNA. It is a transcript of the gene kcng2, whose product is annotated as potassium voltage-gated channel subfamily G member 2-like. NCBI's taxonomy places the organism in Eukaryota, Metazoa, Chordata, Actinopteri, Carangiformes, Carangidae. Gene Ontology annotation, molecular function: voltage-gated potassium channel activity. Gene Ontology annotation, cellular component: voltage-gated potassium channel complex; membrane. The transcript is spliced from 2 exons. Gene Ontology annotation, biological process: protein homooligomerization; potassium ion transmembrane transport. The record is from RefSeq and is a predicted model, not a curated record. The coding region runs from base 1 to 1617 and encodes 538 amino acids.